AAAAAAGGCCAAAUCGUACUAUUCUUCUCCCUAAUAAUUAUCAUGAACAACAGGAAAAGAGAAAAACCCUACUCCUCCCGCCACGCCCCUUACGCCCUCCACAAGCGCCGCCGCCGCCCACUGCCCCUCGACGCCGACGAUGCGCUCCAAGAUUCUUCCUCCACCUCCGCCGCCGCCAAGCUGCAGACCUCCGUGGUGGUAAUCGGAGUGCCGACGGACUGCUCCGUGCUGGAUAUCAAAUCCCGAUUCGAGAUGUACGGGCCGAUAUCACGGACGCGGAUGGAGCCCAACGGCGUCGCUCACGUCAAUUUCAGAUCCGCCGAUGCCGCUCAGUCCGCCGUCGACGCAGCUCGAGAUUCUAGCUUUCCGAUUACCCUAAAUUCGACUCCAGUGCAGGUAGUGCUUGCCAGCGAUCCAAUUCCGCAGUGGGAGAGAGGAAUUGGGAGGAAUGACGGUCUGUCUUCAAAACUGGUCAGGGCAGAGUUGCCCUUAAGUAGACAUGGGAGAGGUAAUAAGCUUGGUUCAGCUAUUGUGAAUCCCAGAGAUGACAAAAGUACAAUUAUUGAUCCCAUUGGUGAAGAUGAUAAGCUUAAAGGCGCCAUUGCUGCUGAUUCAGGUAUGGAUCGGACUUUCAAGGGCAGGGAAAUUGUUGCUUAUGAUGAUAUUUUGUGAUUCUGAUCUUUAGGAAAGUUUGAAGCUUGGGUGAAUGUUACUUAGUGUAAUGUAAGUUUUAUAUUGUGGUUCCUAUUGUUGGCAUCUGAUUUGAUUAUUUUGGAAGACACAUGAGAAAUUUAGAAUUAAUUAUAAA
Molecule: messenger RNA, 808 nt
Organism: Andrographis paniculata
Lineage: Eukaryota; Viridiplantae; Streptophyta; Magnoliopsida; Lamiales; Acanthaceae
Exons: 2
Coding region: 43-672 (209 amino acids)
Molecular function (GO): RNA binding
Source: RefSeq, a predicted model, not a curated record